AUGAACUUGCAUCAAAGGAAAUAUGGUAACCUUUGUAGUGAUAAUUUCAGAUAUAAAAAUGGUCCUUCAAUAGAAUAUAAUCUGGAACAAGUUAGCUUUGUGCGGAGACUAGCUCAUCGAUUGCGUCUGGCUGUUUUCGAGGGAGGUUCUGAUGAUCCAGAUGAAAAUGCGGUGCUUAAAGAAGCCAUACGAGCGGCAAUAAGAAAGGGUAUGAAAGCCACGAAAAUUUCAAAAGUAAUAGAGAAUUUAAAUAAAUCUCUGAACCCUUCACGCACUCACAUUGUUCAACUGCGCCUUGGAUUGAAAGUUUGUGCCAUCAUCACUGCAAAUUGUAGUUCGAUGCAAAAAUUAACGUCCAUUUUACAACCUCUCCUGAAGCGACAUAAGGCGACCUUUGAUAAUGUUUUGCCAUUCUUCAACUACGAAAAUAACAUUGAGGCUAUUACGUAUGACAAAAUUGAGCGUAAUUCAGACGAUUUGGCAAAGAAGUUAAUAAAUGAUGGUCUAGCUUGUAAUGCAUAUGCUGUGCGAGUUGUGGACUACGAAACGGGUGCUGUGAGUUUUAAGUCAAACACAGUGCAAUUAUCUUCUACUUGUGAAAGUCUGAAGAAUAUUGGUUACCAAAUUUUGCAUUUGUAUUGCAGUUUUGCAGCAAAAGCACAAGUUCGCUUGAAUGAUCGGGAAAAUGAGCGCUACUUUAAAUUCCUUACUAAGUUACUAGAAAUACCAGAAGUUCUUAAGGUUACCGAUAAUGUAGCUUUAAAUUAA
Messenger RNA from Teleopsis dalmanni, 768 nucleotides. RefSeq lists its product as uncharacterized. The transcript has a single exon. The record is from RefSeq and is a predicted model, not a curated record. Gene Ontology annotation, cellular component: mitochondrion. Bases 1 to 768 code for a protein of 255 amino acids. Lineage: Eukaryota; Metazoa; Arthropoda; Insecta; Diptera; Diopsidae.